Messenger RNA from Entamoeba invadens IP1, 468 nucleotides. RefSeq lists its product as hypothetical. The record is from RefSeq and is a predicted model, not a curated record. The coding region runs from base 1 to 468 and encodes 155 amino acids. NCBI's taxonomy places the organism in Eukaryota, Evosea, Mastigamoebida, Endamoebidae. The transcript has 4 exons.
AUGAAUUGUUGUUCUUUAAGUAAAAUUGAAAUUCCAAGCUGUGUUUCGAAAAUCAACGAUUACUCUUUUAAUAAUUGUAAUUCACUUACAUCUAUUGUUCUUCCAGUUGGUCUUAUAUGUUUGAACAAAUCAUGUUUUAAAAACUGUUACAAUCUUGUUAAAAUUGAAAUGGAUGAGAAAUUGGAGUCAAUUGGAACCUCAUGUUUUGAAAAUUGUAAUUCUUUGAAAUCAGUUAUAAUGCCCAAAACAGUCACUUUUAUUGGGAAGACGUGUUUUAAAAUUGCAUCAGCGAAUUGUAUUGGUGGAUGUGUUUCUUUAUUUAAACAAUCAGACUUACAAACAAUUAUUUUAAUUUUUUUUAUUUUGAAAAAACUUGCUGAUAUUACGAUAUAUUCCUGUUAUCGUACGAUAAUUAUUGAACGGUAUUGGUAUUUUAUAAAAUUCGAUACUAUAAAAGGCGCUGAAUAA